Molecule: messenger RNA, 2131 nt
Organism: Tachyglossus aculeatus (Australian echidna)
Lineage: Eukaryota; Metazoa; Chordata; Mammalia; Monotremata; Tachyglossidae
Product: maestro heat-like repeat family member 5
Exons: 15
Cellular component (GO): cytoplasm
Source: RefSeq, a predicted model, not a curated record
AUGGCCCGGACCUACGAGGGGUCAAUUGUGAUCCAUCGGAGAAUUUUUCCAGCAGGCGAGACUCCUAGGGAGGGGAGCUGCCUGGGCUACAUCUGUAAGAUCAUUAGAAGAGUGUUUUGGCCACGCUCCGUCCAGGUCAUUCCAGCACCUGGAGAGGCAGCCAUCAGCCAGGAAGUACAGGAGAGAGCUGAGGAGCCAGGGGAACGCAGCUUCCGGCUCAUCCUUAACGAGCUCCAUGGGAUCCAGGCCGAAGGCAAUCUCCCGGUGGCCGACCUCGGGAGGAGCCUGUUUCUACACCUCGCCUCCUCCCGCACCCCAGCCCGGAAGACCCUCUUCCUGAAAGCCCUGGCCCCGCUCACCUGCCACCAUUCUCAGCCCGUGGUGCUGGUUUUACUAGAGCACUCGCUGCCCCUGGACAGACUGGCCCUGGAGAUUUGAAGAGCCUUGGGAGCCGAUGCCCACCAUGCCCCCCAUGUGCUUGGGGUGCUUACGUCCUGCAUACUGGAGCGACCGGCAUCGGGGGCCAGCGACUGUGCUACCUGGGAAAUGCACAGCCUGGAGUCCAUCACGGCCACCAACACCGUGUACGAACUAAUCUUCGCACGGGAGUACUCCCAGCUUGUGACCGAGUUCUUACCCCAGCUCUUCCUGGCCCUCCUCACCCAGGUGCACUAUGUGCUGGAGCUGGGCCUGCGGGCGGAGUGGGAGCAGGAGGCCAGAGAGCCCACCGUGCCCUCCACCCUCGGCCCCUGGAGGACCUCUCUGGAGGCCCUGAAGCGGCUGGUCUCCAGCCGGGCCUGCUGGAAGACAUUCAUUUCCUUGGAGCUGCAGGACGGCUGGGACCUGUUCUCGUGCCUGGAAACCUUCCAGGAGGGCGUGGUCCUGCUGUCCAGGACAAUGGUCCAGAACAGGUCCCCCAUCGUGGGUGGCCUCCUGAGGCUGCUGGAGACUCAUCUGCCGGGGAUGGGCUCGCAGGGACGGAGCGUUGCCAUGGGCCUCCUGGCCGAGCUCAUCUGGAUCCCCGAGUUGGAGUCGGUCCUGGAUCCUGCUGCUCUCCAGAGCAUAUUUCAGGGUGGCCUGGAGGACCCUGACCCCACGGUGCGGGUCACCAGUCUCCAGGCCCUCAACAGCCAACCCCUCAACCCGGAAAAGGGGUCACUGCUCCAGGCCCAGCUUCCGGCCCUCCUGGAGGGACUGUACCCUGAGGGAGAGGAGUCCCUCUUGGCGGCCUUGACCACGGCGAUCAGGGUGGCCCACAGCCUGGGGCAGCGGGGUCUGAAGGGUCUCCGGAAGGAGAUCGCUUCUAUGCUGGGCCCCUACAUCGAUGCCGAGCGAGCUCGAGUGCGCAUUGGGGCAUUGGAGCUGCUCGGAGCCGUGGCCCACGGCGGGGUCGGGGAAAAGCCAACUGGGCUCCGGCAGGAAUUGAUCCGGCAUAUCCUGCCCGUCCUCGUCCACAUGAUGGACGAGGAUGCUGCCGUACGGAAAAAAGCCAGAGUGACCUUCUUUUCCCUGAACCACAGCCUGGGUUGGAGGCAAAUCAAGUCUGUGAGCUGGAAACUGAUGGGGGAGCAGGGACUGCACGGGGCCUCCCCCACCAUCUGGGAGUACAUGAUGAAGACAUUAAAGGGCAGCCGCCAGACGUUUAUCUCCCAGGCUCUGGGCUACACCAACAGCCCCCAGACCGGGGUGCGAGCAACUGCUGUGCUCUUCCUUGUAUACACCACCUACUAUGGUAGGGGAGAGGCGUGGCUCUCGGAAGACGAGUUCAACUACCUCUCCCAGACGUUUCAACGUCUGAGAACAGACCCUUCUCCCUGGAUCCGUGACUUUGUCAGCAACAUGUGGACAAAGAGGAGCCAGGGCUGGAGGGAGACAACCUGAAGGAGAGGAGAAGAGAAAGAGGAAGAGGUGGUGGCGGGACCAGUCCCAGUGCCAGGCUGCUCCAUGGCCUCACAGAGCCCAGAGUGGCCUGGGGCUUCUGAAGGAUGCGCCCACAUGGGAGCAGGCACUGCUCCCUUAUGUUUCUCCAUAAGAGGGCCUGGUCCCAGAGAGGGGGGCUCAAGUUUCUGGGAGUCAGCUUCAUGACUACGUUAACCUCCGAGAGUCAUCUUCCGGAUCAUUGCAUCCCCAA